This is a messenger RNA of Penicillium olsonii, 2265 nucleotides long. NCBI's taxonomy places the organism in Eukaryota, Fungi, Ascomycota, Eurotiomycetes, Eurotiales, Aspergillaceae. The record is from the annotation of a GenBank genome assembly.
AUGUCGGGCCUCGUCGACCGUUCCCCAAAUCAUCCCACCAUGGCGGCUAAAUUGUCUAGCGCCUCCAAUGUCAUCUUGGUCGACAAUUACGAUUCCUUUACCUGGAAUGUGUACCAAUAUCUUGUCCUCGAGGGUGCUACUGUGUCUGUGUACCGCAAUGACCAAGUGACCGUCGAAGAAUUGGCAGCCAAGAAGCCCACCCACUUGGUCAUCAGCCCUGGCCCUGGCCACCCCGAGACCGAUGCAGGAAUCAGCAUUCCUGCAAUUGAAUACUUCAAGGGCAAGAUCCCUAUCUUUGGUGUGUGCAUGGGCCAGCAAUGUAUGAUCACCACCUUUGGUGGCAAGGUCGAUGUGACUGGUGAAAUUUUGCACGGAAAGACAUCAGAGUUGAAGCAUGACUCCAUGGGUGCCUACCAGGGGUUGCCUGCGUCCCUUGAAGUUACCCGCUAUCACUCUCUCGCCGGAACACACUCGACUAUUCCUGACUGCUUGAAGGUCACUUCCUGGGCCGAGCUUGAAGACGGCAGCGGCAAGAACGUCAUUAUGGGUGUGAGACACAAAGAGCUUGCAAUUGAAGGCGUUCAGUUCCACCCUGAAAGUAUUCUGACCCAGUACGGACGCCAGAUGUUCAGGAACUUCCUGGAACUCACUUCUGGAACCUGGAACCAAAAGAGUGAACCCGCUGCCGCCGCCACCUCCGCGCCGGCUGAUAAGAAGCCUUCUAUCCUUGACAAGAUCUACGCUCAUCGCAGAAAUGCUGUUGCUGAACAGAAGAAGAUCCCAGCACUGCGACCCGAGGCUCUCCAGGCCGCAUAUGACUUGAACAUUGCGCCUCCUCAGGUUUCAUUGCCCGCGCGCCUCCGACAGUCUAAGUACCCCCUUUCUCUCAUGGCUGAGAUUAAGCGUGCGUCGCCCUCCAAGGGUAUUAUUUCAGCGGAUGUGUGUGCUCCCGCUCAAGCACGAGAGUACGCCAAGGCCGGUGCUAGUGUUAUCUCUGUCCUCACGGAACCGGAGUGGUUCAAGGGCACAAUCGAUGACCUGAGGGCUGUUCGUCAGAGCCUGGAAGGUCUCACCAAUCGUCCAGCUGUCCUGCGGAAGGAGUUUGUCUUUGAUGAAUACCAGAUCCUGGAGGCACGUUUGGCCGGAGCCGACACCGUUUUGCUGAUCGUGAAGAUGUUGGACGUUGAACUCUUGACCCGCCUGUACAAGUACUCCCGCAGCUUGGGCAUGGAGCCUGUGGUUGAGGUCAACACCCCGGAGGAGAUGAAGAUUGCCGUCGACCUGGGCUCUGAAGUUAUUGGUGUCAACAACCGGGACCUGACGAGCUUUGAGGUUGACCUUGGAACCACUAGUCGCCUCAUGGACCAAGUGCCCGAGAGCACGAUUGUGUGUGCCCUCAGCGGAAUCUCAGGGCCCAAGGAUGUGGAAAACUAUAAGAAGGAUGGCGUCAAGGCUAUCCUCGUGGGAGAGGCUCUCAUGCGGGCACCAAACACAUCUGCCUUCGUGGCAGAACUUCUUGGAAAUCCCCAGCAAAAGCCCGAGACAUCAUCAAGCUCCCCUCUGGUUAAGAUUUGUGGCACUCGGACCGAAGAGGGGGCGCAAACCGCCAUUGAAGCUGGCGCAGAUUUAAUUGGCAUAAUAAUGGUCCAGGGUCGAUCCCGACUUGUUCCAGACGAUGUGGCUCUCCGCAUCUCACAUGUGGUUAAGUCGACCCCUCGCCCGAACGGCACAUCACAGGAGUCCUCAUAUUCCACGCCACUGGAGUGGUUUGACCACUCCACUAAUAUUUUACGCCACCCGUCGCGCGCCUUGCUCGUCGGUGUCUUUAUGAAUCAGCCCCUUGACUAUGUUCUGUCGCAACAACAAAAGCUUGGGCUCGAUGUUGUGCAAUUACAUGGGUCCGAACCAUUGGAGUGGGCCAGCCUAAUCCCCGUUCCUGUGAUCCGCAAAUUUGCUCCUAGUGAUAUCGGCAUCUCACGGAGAGCUUACCAUACUCUUCCCCUUCUGGAUUCCGGCGCUGGAGGCUCUGGUGAACUUUUGGAAGCAAGCGGGGUUAGCAAGGUCCUUGAUAGCGACGAUGGGCUCCGUGUCAUUCUGGCUGGAGGUCUCAACCCCGACAACGUUGUUCAGACUGUGGCGCAGUUGGGUCAGGCUGGCCACAAGGUUGUCGGCCUGGACGUCAGCUCCGGCGUUGAGACUGACGGAGUCCAGGAUCUGGACAAAAUCCGAGCUUUUGUGAAGGCGGUUAAAAGCAUUAGGCAAUAA